Messenger RNA from Dermatophagoides farinae (American house dust mite), 1311 nucleotides. RefSeq lists its product as uncharacterized. Lineage: Eukaryota; Metazoa; Arthropoda; Arachnida; Sarcoptiformes; Pyroglyphidae. The record is from RefSeq and is a predicted model, not a curated record.
UAAUUCAAAAACGUAACAAAAAUGAGUAUAUAAAUCAAACUGUUGUACGGAGAGCAUUCAUAAGAUAAUUUUUGGUUUUCAUUUAUUUUUUGUUUUCUUAAUUUUUUUGACUUUUUUUAUCACUGUUUUUUUCAUAUUCGAUUUCUUAUGUGUUGUAUAUGAAUUUGUGAUAAUUUGAAUUCAUCAUGCGUUUUAUAUUCUGGUUAAUGGCUACGAUUGUGAUCGUCACUAUUGUUAUGUUGUCAAAAGAAGUUGAAGCCCAUAAAAAAAGAAAACAAUUACUUUUAUAUAUACUUUUGAAUUUGUUGAAUACAAAAAAGAUCAUACUUCCGCUGCCACUGCCACUGCCACUUCCGAUUCCAAUCAUAGAAAAGAAAAAACAUUAUAUUCAAAAGGAACCGAUUCCCGUCCCUAUCAAGGUUAAAGAACAUGUUCCCAUCAAAAUUGCCGUCAAAGAACCGGUUCCUAUACCCGUACCGGUUAAAGAGCCUGUCUAUGUCAAAGAUAAUUAUGAACAUUCAUACAAAGAUUCUUAUGAUCAUUCCUAUAAAGAUUCACACAAAGAUUCAGGCUAUGUUCAACAUGAUAGUUAUGGUCAUGAUGCUGGUUAUGGUGCUGAAUACUAAUCAAGAUAUAAAUUCUCAUCAUAAUCUAUGUAGGAAAUGAAAAAAAAACAUAUAAAUGAGAAUUCUAAUACCCGAUCAAAAGUGGUCGAAAAGAAAAAUGCUGGCACCCUGGCAAUUAGAACCUUGUCAUAAUAAUCAUAACUACAAUUUUGUUCUGACCAAAAAAACCGUUUUCCAAAAUUUUGUCAACACUAUUGACAUUUAAAAAAUAAUUCCGACUAAUAGAAAGUAUUCCAAUGUUAUUUUUCCCUCGAUCUCUUUUACUUAAUGUAUUUGCUUAUCGUACAGUUUUUUUUAAUAAUUAUUUUGUAUGAAUUUUUUUUCAAUUUGUUAUAUACUCCGACAUUUGCACGUACAUACAUGCAAAACUUUCAACAACAAUAAAUUCCGGAAAACCGGAAACAUUCAGCCAUUUCUCAUCGUUGAAGCAAUGAAGAUAUUGAUGAAAUAAACAAAAUAAAUGAGGAAAAACUUGAACGCAGAUUAAGAAAAACUGGACUUUCCUGAUCCACCAAUAAAGCAACGAUGAUGAUGAUGUGAAUGCCAAAAAUAGCAAUUGUAAGGAAAUAAAUGAGAACGCCAGUUUUGAAACAUUUUUCUUAGAGCCACAGGGAUGAUGAUGUAUAGAUUUGCAGACUAUAUGUGUUUUGUUUUCAAAAUAAAUUAACUGUAUCUUGUUUUGAUA